Molecule: messenger RNA, 1073 nt
Organism: Phanerochaete carnosa HHB-10118-sp
Lineage: Eukaryota; Fungi; Basidiomycota; Agaricomycetes; Polyporales; Phanerochaetaceae
Exons: 3
Coding region: 37-954 (305 amino acids)
Biological process (GO): regulation of DNA-templated transcription
Molecular function (GO): DNA-binding transcription factor activity
Source: RefSeq, a predicted model, not a curated record
ACAGAGGCUACGAUCAAGACAGAAGAGCUGCACGUAAUGGAGGAGCUAGACAAGAGAUUCUGGGAGAGAGCAUCUUCAUACCAUCAACAGCAACCAGCGUCACAGCAGAAUGCGUCCCAAACUGUUGCACCGCCCUCAACGGUGAAUCCCUCGGACACAUCGUUGUCUCAGCCAUCGUCCCAACAGCACCAGCAACACCCCGGAGGUCCCUUCCAAACCAUCCUUCGACUACACGAUGAGCUUCCUUCCGGCGCACAGACCGCCCCUAAGGCGUCGCGCAAGCGAAAAACGCCGCCAACAACUCAGGAAGCACAGCCCCCGCCACCUCCAGCUGGCAUGCACCCUCUACCCUCAGGUGUGAUGCCGCCGCCGCCGCCGCACUCCUUGAUGCACCCUCCGCACCUGGGUCCGCCUCCAGGGAUGCCGUACACGUACAUACCUCAUGGCGAUUACACUCCUGGAGGCAUGUCGCAUCCCCCACCACCCCCGCCACCACCAACCGGUGCACCACCCUCCGAACAGAAUCCUCAGCAGCUGCCGCCCUUGCCGCCUAAUAGACAGCUGAGCACAAGUAAGCGAGCAGAACAGAAUCGGAAGGCACAGCGCGCUUUCAGGGAAAGGAGGGACCAACACGUGAAGGCAUUGGAGUCGCGAUCACAGCUUCUCGACGCUGCACUCGCGUCGGCAGACGAGGCGAAUCGGAGAUGGGAAGACUGUCGGCAGCUUGUAGACCAGUUACGCAUUGAGAACUCCGCGCUGCGUGCUGCCCUCGCUCAAGCACAGAUGAUGAACCCGGGCUCUGUGCCCCCACCCCCGCCCGUGCUCCCCGAUCAACAGCCUCCACCCACACGACCCAACGAGUCUUUGGCGCCGCAACCGCCGCAACCACAGUCUACCAAUAAUGGAGGCGAGGAGGGUGCCAAAGAGGACUCGAGUACUUCGAAACCGUCGUGAUAAUCAUUCGCGUUGUGUUGCUUGCCCUUUCCCCGGUCGGCACGUUGAGAGGUACUAUUCGGUGGAGGGGUAGUCGGGAUGUUUAUACUGUAAUAUGCGUGUUCAACGUUCCAACUUUC